AUGAAUUCGGAAGACUGUACCAGUGAACCCUUGAGAAACGAGUCGGAAAAUGAUAGCAAUAAUGAUGGUUACGUGCGUUCGCCGGUAUUGCUGGACCUGGACAAGAACUCCAAACAGCAACAAGAAGUAUUGAAUCGAGAAGAAGAUUCUCCGUCACAAUUUUUACCGAUCAACCAAUAUUUGCAGGAUCCAUCGAUUCAGAACGGAUCAGAAGAUUCGAGCGUGCCGCGGCGACUGCCGGUGAGAAGAACGUGGCAAGACGGAAAUUUCGAAGAUCGCCAACAGAACGGCAGUCGUGUGUUUGUGAUAAGAGUACCUGAACCAGAAGUGAUUAAUACUCAUCCGCACUUGGAGAUCCUACAUGAAACGGACAUUAAAUCGGUGCAGCGAGAACCGUCGCAAACCGAAAAGGAUUAUAAGAAAUCAGCUUGCGAUCGAGAACGAACGAGGAUGCGGGAUAUGAAUCGUGCGUUUGAGCUUCUACGGUCAAAGCUACCAAUCUGCAAACCACCUGGGAAGAAACUGUCGAAGAUAGAGUCGCUCAGGCACGCCAUAAGUUACAUAAGACAUUUGCAGAGUCUGUUGGAACCCCAAUAUAAUUAUGUUCCAAAUAUACCUGAAAGAAAUUACUAUCCUGCUAGCACACCCGUUACAACCACCGCAUCUUUUGAUAUGCAACAUCCAACUCGAUGGGAAUCGUUCGCUUAUUAUCGUUACGAUUAUCAUGCUCCGUUCAUUACUCCGAACCCAUCAACAUUAACCUCCCCUAUUCACCCUCAAGUACCAACGGAACAGGACGAAAGACAAUUCUCUUACGAGACGCGACAUUAA
Molecule: messenger RNA, 831 nt
Organism: Dufourea novaeangliae
Lineage: Eukaryota; Metazoa; Arthropoda; Insecta; Hymenoptera; Halictidae
Gene: sage
Exons: 4
Coding region: 1-831 (276 amino acids)
Biological process (GO): regulation of transcription by RNA polymerase II; mesoderm formation
Cellular component (GO): nucleus
Molecular function (GO): DNA-binding transcription factor activity, RNA polymerase II-specific; RNA polymerase II cis-regulatory region sequence-specific DNA binding; protein dimerization activity
Source: RefSeq, a predicted model, not a curated record